AUGAAGUUGCGAAGAGCCUGAGUUGAGCUGAGCUGUGCUGACUACUUCCCUCUCCAUAGAAACGGAUCAAGUUGGACUUGAAUUUUCUCCUUAGAAAACACAAAAACAGACAGGCUCACCCACAUCUCCUUCGGAUAGAUGAGAAGAUACAGGGAGAUGUCAUUUGAAAGCAGUGAACAGCUCCUCUUCUUCACAUUGGUUUGAUCACUGCGUCUUUUGACACUGCUAGCCCUGAGAGUGAAGAGUCUAGCUGACAUAUUGGGAAAACUUUGUAUUCAUUUUUUUCCCGAACCCAUGAAAAUCACGUUUUCUUUGUGGACAAUGAUGCGACAAGCAAGCAUCUCCUCUGUGGUGUUUCUAUCUUGCACUGUCAUGCUGGUGCAGGGUGGAUGCCCGCGGCAGUGCUCGUGCCCCACCUCACCGCCCUCAUGCCCACCAGGCGUCAGCUGGGUGACAGACUCCUGUGGCUGCUGUAAGGUGUGUGCCAGGCAGUACAACCAGGACUGCAGCCCUAGCCAGCCCUGUGACCACAUCAAGGGCCUGCACUGCCACCUAGGGUCUGGAGGAGAUCCGGAGACAGGACUGUGUCGAGCUGAGGCCAUGGGUCGUCCCUGUGAGCUGAACGGCCGGGUCUACCAACACGGGGAGGACUUCCAGCCCAGCUGCCAGCACCAGUGCAGCUGUAUGGACGGCGUGGUGGGCUGCAUGCCCCUGUGCCCACACCAGGUACCACUACCAGGUUGGCACUGCUCCCGGCCCCGGCUGGCCAGGCUGCCAGGACGCUGCUGUGAGGAGUGGCUUUGUGACGAUGACAACCAUAUCAAGGAGGACUCCAGAGAGGUUGACCACGCUCCACCUCAUUCCCCACCCCAGCACCCUGAUCUUACCAGCAAUGAGCUGCUCCUGGCUCCCACCCCCUGGGACUCAAGUGCUGGAGCGUCAUAUCAAGAGUGGAUCUCCUCCCCCCAGUCCCAUGCCUUACUUCCCUCAACCUGCUUCCUGCAAACCACUGAUUGGUCGCCUUGCUCAGCCACGUGUGGGAUGGGCGUGUCCAGCCGAGUAACCAGUAGCAACGCUGAGUGUCGGUUGGCCAGAGAGACACGACUGUGCCAGAUCCGGCAGUGUGAUCUUGCCCUCACCCCUUCUCCCAAGAAAGGGAAGAAGUGCCAACGCACAAUACGUCCUCGCAAACCUGUCCGGAUCAAGUUCAGCGGCUGCUCUACAGCGCGCCAGUAUCGUCCUCGUUCCUGUGGUUUGUGUGCCGAAGGCAGCUGCUGCACUCCUUCUCUGACGCGCACGGUGAACCUUCACUUCCGCUGUCCCGGGGGCAGGCAGGACUUUACCCGUAGCGUGAUGUGGAUCCAGCGUUGCCGCUGCAGCCAGAGCUGUCAAAGUCAAGGGCUUGCCUCCCCGGGCUCUCUCAGCCUGCCUAACGACAUCCAUACCUUCUCCCACUGAGCCCCAUGUCUAAACACUAGCAUUUCUCGCCACAAGAACAUGCCCUUGACCUGACUCUGGCCCUCGACUCCAGGGUUCACCUUUUCCCUAAUCUCACUGUCACCUUCCCUCGUUCCAAAAACGUUUCCUGUUCCCUAACCCCAGGGUUUAUUGCUGCCGUAGCCUCUUUACCCCAGUCUGUGUUCCUUUACCCCAGGCCUCCCCCCUGCCCUGUCUCCAGUCUGUAUUCCUUUACCCCAGGACUCCCCCUUGCCCUGUCUUCAGUCUGUGUUCCUUUACCCCAGGACUCCCCCCUGUCCUGUCUCCAGUCUGUGUUCCUUUACCCCAGGACUCCCCCCUGUCCUGUCUCCAGUCUGUGUUCCUUUACCCCAGGACUCCCCCCUGUCCUGUCUUUAGUCUGUGUUCCUUUACCCCAUGACUCCCCCCUGCCCUGUCUCCAGUCUGUGUUCCUUUACCCCAGGACUCCCCCCUGUCCUGUAUUUAGUCUGUGUUCCUUUACCCCAGGACUCCCCCCUGCCCUGUCUCCAGUCUGUGUUCCUUUACCCCAGGACUCCCCCCUGCCCUGUCUCCAGUCUGUGUUCCUUUACCCCAGGACUCCCCCCUGUCCUGUCUCCAGUCUGUGUUCCUUUACCCCAGGACUCCCCCUGUCCUGUCUCCAGUCUGUGUUCCUUUACCCCAGGACUCCCACUUGCCCUGUCUCCAGUCUGCCCUCACCCCAUAUGGAAGGCUCCAUCAGCUGGGGGAAGGACACUGAUGCGAUGUAGUGAACUGUUUUACUCUUACAGCUGCCUAAUUGUGUACCCAACACUUUCUCUCUCUCAUUCUCUCACUGGUGGUAACUCCCCCCAUAAUCCAAUGGUUUUGGUUUGGUCUUCAGUCACACCCAAAAAUCAGCACCUCCAUAUAACUUCAGUGAUGGACUGACUGACUGAAUUUAAAAGACAGUUGGGGGUGCUUCUGUGUUACUGUAGUUUGGAAUGGUGAAUUGUACUCUGUGGGACUGUACUUAUAACUACCCAAUGAGAAAGGUUAGACUGAAUUUCAGACAGGCAAUCUCACAGAGACAUUUGCGUAGCAUCCCUUCUGACAAACGUCUUUAGAGCCUUACUGCCCUUUUCACUUGUCUGUUUUGCUUGUGUUCAGUAAGUGGCAGAUCUGUGGGCGAUUGUGUGCAUUCUACAAAUGAUCUCUGUCAGUGGACCUCCUAUCAAAUUUGAUGGGCAAGAAUAUAAAUGCACAGGUGUUCAUGGUUUACACUCUCAAAUAUGAAUCAUCAUUGUUAUAGACACAGAGGUUUUAAAUGGACUUUUGUAAGUUAUUCAUGUUUAAUUAUUGUAGUGAUGACUUGUAAAUAUGUAUUUACUAUACUUUGUACAGUUAGGCAAUGUUGAUUUGUUUGUCAUUAGGUAUAUAUGUCUGUUUCGUAUCGUCUCUAUCUGUACAGACUUCACUUAAUGAUGGAGUGACAUGUUUUGGAUAUUACCUCCUUUUUCGAGGUGCACAGAAUAUAAACAAUAGUGGACCGAGAAUGUUAUAUGUUAAUUUAUAUCACUUUAUUUUGAUUAAUAUAUUCAAUAAAUGUCUUAUAAUGAAAGUGCCUCUUGUAAAAAAAUUACA
Messenger RNA from Salvelinus fontinalis (brook trout), 3075 nucleotides. RefSeq names its product cellular communication network factor 1, like 1 (gene ccn1l1). Gene Ontology annotation, molecular function: protein binding. Gene Ontology annotation, cellular component: extracellular region. Gene Ontology annotation, biological process: signal transduction. Lineage: Eukaryota; Metazoa; Chordata; Actinopteri; Salmoniformes; Salmonidae. The record is from RefSeq and is a predicted model, not a curated record. The coding region runs from base 295 to 1458 and encodes 387 amino acids. The transcript is spliced from 5 exons.